CAAACUCAUAAAUUAGGAGUGGCAUUCAACUCAACAGUGUGAGUGAGUGAUAGAUUCCAAAUCAAGAUUUUCCUUUUUUUUUUUCUUCUUCUUUAUGCAACGUGAGUUUUCUCUAUUUUUCUACUUCAUUUUUUAAUUUUCUCUUUACCCAAAAAUCCAUUCAUAACCCUAAUUUUCAUCGUGUUAAUAAUCAAUUUUUCACAUGAUGAUGAUGAUUUCACAUAUUCUAACUAAAUUUUGUUGCUUUUUUAUUUAUUUAUUUAUUUAUAAUCAAUCAAUAGGUUAUAAAAUCAUAAGAAUCCAAAAUCACGAUUGAAGUAAUUUACAAAGAAAUUAAAAUCACAAUCUAAAUUUUGGAAUUGAAUUGGCUAUGGAUGAAUUGGGAAAUUGUAGCUGUUAUUGGAGUAGAGAGCAAGAUAUAGCGUUUGAAAAUGCGUUGGCAAAUCAUCCCGAGGAAUGGGAGCAAUUUGCGGCGCAUGUAACUGGGAAAAGUUUGGAAGAAGUUAAGCGUCAUUAUGUGGAUUUGAUUGAUGAUGUUAACCACAUUGAAUCUGGUUAUGUGCCUCUGCCGAAUUAUAAUGAAAUAAGAGCUGUCAAAAAGAGAACUAAGACUUCAAGAACUGUUCAAGAAAGGCGAAAGGGUAUUCCUUGGACAGAAGCUGAACAUAGGUUAGUUAGUUUAUCUUUGCUUUGGUAUUAAGAGUAGUUCCUGUUUGGAUAAACAAUUUAUUUGCAUCUUAUACCACAAGCGCUUAUCAUGAUAAAUAGUUAUGUAUAAGUUUGUAUAAGCUAGUUUUAUAGCAAAAGAUUAAAUAAAUAUAAAUUGUUUGUAUACAUGUUACGGGCUGUUUUAAUAAGCUAUAUUGGAGAACUUAUGAAAAUAACCUAAAAAACUUGUAUGAAAAUUGUCAUAAGCUGUUUUCAUAAGUUCUCCAAAACAGUGUCACAAAACUUAUGCCAGUCGAUAAGUUGAAAUAAGUCAAUCCAAACAGAC
Messenger RNA from Trifolium pratense (red clover), 994 nucleotides. Its product is annotated as transcription factor SRM1-like. The record is from RefSeq and is a predicted model, not a curated record. Lineage: Eukaryota; Viridiplantae; Streptophyta; Magnoliopsida; Fabales; Fabaceae. The transcript is spliced from 2 exons. The coding region runs from base 371 to 700 and encodes 109 amino acids.